UUGUCUCUGCCUAGAUACUUAAGAAGUGGAGCAAGGGAUCCAAUUGUCCACCCUUCCUGCUCAGACUGUAGGGAGGAAUUCACUCGGUGAUUUUGACCAACUGGCACGCCCAUCAUUUUACACAGGAAAAAGGACAUUCACCUGCCCAGACAGUGGGAAUGGAUUCACUCGGUUAUCUCAACUAAAGGUACAUCAGCAAGUUCACACUGGACAAGGCCAUUCACCUGUUCUGUGUGUGAGAAGGGGUUCAGUCGGUCAUCGCACCUGUGGACACACCAAUCAGUUCACACCGGGCAGAGGCUGGUCUUCUGCUGAACUUCUGGGUAAGGAUUCACUCUGUCAUCUGACCUAAUGGCUCACCAGCGAGUUCACACUGGGGAGCGGCCGUUCACCUGCUCAGUCUGUGGGAAAGGAUUCACUCUGUCAUCCACCCUACUGGUACAUCAGCGAAUUCACACUGGGGAGAAGCUGUUCACCUGCUCAGACUGUGGAAAGGGAUUCACACUGUCAUCCCGCCUACUGGUACAUCAGCAAAUUCACACUGAGGAGAAGCCGUUCACCUGCUCAGUCUGUGAGAAGAGAUUUACUCAGUUAUCCAACCUACAGAGUCACCAGCGAGUUCACACUGGGGAGAAGCCAUUCACCUGCUCAGUCUGUGGGAAAGGAUUCACUCUGUCAUCCACCCUACAGAGACACCAGCGAGUUCACACUGAGGUGAAGCCAUUCACCUGCUCAGUCUGUGGGAAAGGAUUCACUCUGUCAUCCACCCUACAGAGUCACCAGCGAGUUCACACUGGGGAGAAGCCUUUCACCUGCUCAGUCUGUGGGAAAGGAUUCACUCUGUCAUCCAACCUACAGAGACACCAGCGAGUUCACACUGAGGUGAAGCCAUUCGCCUGCUCAGUCUGUGGGAAAGGAUUCACUCAGUCAUCCAACCUACAGAGACACCAGCGAGUUCACACUGGGGUGAAGCCAUUCACCUGCUCAGUCUGUGGGAAAGGAUUCACUGUGUCAUCCAUCCUACUGGUACAUCAGCGAAUUCACACUGGGGAGAAGCUGUUCACCUGCUCAGACUGUGGGAAGAGAUUCACUGACUCUUCCACCCUACGGAGACACCAGCGAGUUCACACUGGGGAAAAGCCGUUCACCUGCUCAGAAUGUGGGAAGCGAUUCACUCGGUCAUCCAACCUACAGAGACACCAGCGAGUUCACAGUGGGGAGAUGCCGUUCACCUGCUCAGUGUGUGGGAAAGGAUUCACUGACUCUUCCACCCUGCAGAGACACCAGCGACUUCACACUGGGGAGAAGCCGUUCACCUGCUUAUUCUGUCGGAAGAGAUUCACUCAGUCAUCCACCCUACAGAGUCAUCAGCGAGUUCACACUAGAGAGAGGCUCAGAAUAUGGGAAAGGAUUCACUCAGUCAUCCCACCUCUUGGCACACCAGUCAGUUCACAGUAAGGAGAGGCCAUUGUUAUGAAUCCUUUGGUUUUGUUUGCUGUAGACUGUCAUUUUAAGAGA
This is a messenger RNA of Hypanus sabinus (Atlantic stingray), 1518 nucleotides long. RefSeq names its product gastrula zinc finger protein XlCGF26.1-like. The transcript has a single exon. Gene Ontology annotation, cellular component: nucleus. Gene Ontology annotation, biological process: regulation of transcription by RNA polymerase II. Lineage: Eukaryota; Metazoa; Chordata; Chondrichthyes; Myliobatiformes; Dasyatidae. The record is from RefSeq and is a predicted model, not a curated record. Gene Ontology annotation, molecular function: RNA polymerase II cis-regulatory region sequence-specific DNA binding; DNA-binding transcription factor activity, RNA polymerase II-specific. The coding region runs from base 352 to 1458 and encodes 368 amino acids.